CAGCGCGCGGGAGUUGUUAACUGCUCUUGUUUGAACCGUGUUUAUAUAUUUGUAUACUUCACGAGAGAAGUACUUGACGAUGACAGAAGCAGUUGCUAAAGGCGAGUCCACACUACUGAGAGAGGCACGCGACAAAUUCGUCGCAGCGUUCGGUCGCGAGCCGACCGCAGCAUCCGCGGCGCCCGGUCGUGUAAACCUUAUAGGCGAGCAUGUUGACUAUUGCGAAGGAUUCGUUUUACCCGUGGCUCUGCCGUUCCUCACUGUCGUGGUUGGUGAUUACAACAAAACAGAUGAAUGCGGAAUUCUCUCAAUCCUGGCGAAUGGUCAAGAGGUAAAGGCAUCUUUCCCUGCUACAGCGGUAGCUACUUUGAAACCCGGUGAACCAGCCUGGGCGAACUAUGUCAAGGGAGUGGCCGCUAACUUCCCGGUUAAACUCCGAGGCUUCGACGCGGUGGUGGUAUCAGAUGUACCGAUGGGAUCUGGCGUGUCAAGCAGUGCAUCCUUAGAAGUCGCCUUCUUCACUUUCCUGGAAGCACUGACUGGCCACAGCGUUAGUCCCGUGCAAAAGGCCCAGUUGUGUCAGAAAGCAGAGCACGAGUUUCCCGGCAUGCCAUGCGGCAUUAUGGACCAGUUCAUUGUCACUUUGGGGAAGAAAGACCACGCCUUGUUAAUAGACUGCAGAUCACUGGAAUCAACACACAUACCGGUAGACUCCCAGGAAGCUGUGAUACUGGUAGUCAACUCAAAUGUCAAACAUCAGCUGACUGGCAGCGAGUAUCCCCAGCGACGCGCCCAAUGCCAGCAGGCUGCCAGUAUGCUCAGGAUACCUUCGCUGAGGAGUGCGGGUAUCGAGGAUAUGAAAGAACUACAAUUGAAGAAGUGCGACGAGUUGGUUUACAAAAGAGCAUUGCACGUGGUUGAAGAAAUAGCGCGCACGGAAGCAGUCGCCCGGCUUUUACCCCAAAAAGAAUUGCACGCGGUAGGUGAGUUGUUUUACAAGUCACACGAGUCGCUUAGUCGGCUGAUGGAGGUUUCCUGUCCCGAGUUGGACCAGUUAGUGAAGAUAAUACGCUCGUCGCCCGGGGUGUAUGGCGCUCGGAUGACUGGCGGGGGAUUUGGCGGUUGUGUUAUUGCACUGAUAAAAAAAGAGCACGUAGAUGUUGUAAAGCAAAAUGUGCUCUCACAAUACAAAGGGAACCCGAUCUUCUUCCAGUGCCAGCCGAGCGACGGCGCGAGAGUACUGCAGUUAAAUUAGAAAAUAUUAUUUAGGUACAUAUAAAUAGAACAAUAAA
Messenger RNA from Pararge aegeria (speckled wood butterfly), 1292 nucleotides. Its product is annotated as galactokinase-like. The transcript is spliced from 9 exons. NCBI's taxonomy places the organism in Eukaryota, Metazoa, Arthropoda, Insecta, Lepidoptera, Nymphalidae. The coding region runs from base 80 to 1255 and encodes 391 amino acids. Gene Ontology annotation, biological process: carbohydrate phosphorylation; galactose metabolic process. The record is from RefSeq and is a predicted model, not a curated record. Gene Ontology annotation, molecular function: galactokinase activity; ATP binding. Gene Ontology annotation, cellular component: cytosol; cytoplasm.